Messenger RNA from Amoebophrya sp. A120, 3745 nucleotides. NCBI's taxonomy places the organism in Eukaryota, Dinophyceae, Syndiniales, Amoebophryaceae. The record is from the annotation of a GenBank genome assembly.
AAAAAACGAAGUCAACCUUCAAUGUUUUUUCCUCAUUUUUACAGUAUGAAUUUGUGAAGCAUCAACUUUUUUUGUCAAGAAUCUGCGUUCUCGCCCUGAAAUUUUGUUUUCGAAUUGCAACUUCUAAAUUUACCAAAUCGACAAGGAAGCUGAGGAGCCUGAAGAAGCUCGAUCUAAGUAUAUGGACAUUUGCACAACAUCGACAUCCAACAGUACCAGCUCAAGAACCCAUUUAGGAGGACAGGCAGCAGCCCCAACAUCAUCACUCCCUGUAGUACCACCAGCGCGAGGACCUCGAAGAUGAUGAAAACUGGCCCGAUGAAGGUUUUCUGCUGGUGGGUGGCCUUGUAUGGAAGCAUCAGGAUCGACAUCGACAAAGGUGAAAUAAGUACUUAGUUUGGGAUGCAUAAAAUGCGACGCAAAAAUUGCCUCUAUUGCAGAGGACAGAAGGGAUGCGGAUUGUAAGCCUGUUGAGGGGUAGAAAUUGAGCCGCUAAAAAAAGUAGCAUGACAAAAUGCGUCUUCCUUACCCAAACAGCGCUGCAAACUGGAUUUUAGGUCUGCCCAAAUUUGUCAUGCGCCACGUGAAAACUAGGCAACAACUGGUAUCCGUUUUAUGCAUCACAAAUUAUUUCAAAUUCAACCCUGACGAUUUCGAUCCUGACACUUCCAUACAAUGAGCUGGGCAGGUCCCGUCUGCUUAUCCUGUGCAAAAGUAUCGUGCUCGUAGUAAUUGCAAACAUGCAUUACAAAUUUUGCUCUUAAGGUAAAUCCGCAUUACAAAUUUUCUUUCUCAUGCUGAGGAAAUUUGUAAUUCAUUUAUACGAGGAGUACGAUACUUUUGCAAUGCAUACUGCUUUUCGGGGAGCAACCAGAUGAACCUGGUCUCGUCCUUAUCAAAUGCAAAUAUGUCUGGGUCUGGAAACUUGUAAUGCUGCGUCGGGAAUAGUGGAUGCUCUGUAAUGCACAGCCAAGCAUGAGAAAUAUCUGCGCUCCUUUGUGCUGCGUUUUUCGCAUGACAAGCUGCGUUUUUGCAUGAAAGGAAAAAGGGUCUCUUCUUGAACACGCAUCACAAACUUUUGGGUCAUGCCAGACAAGCAUGACAAAUCUCGGAAACGGAAUCUUCCAGACCCAGACAUUUUUGCAUUUGAUAGUUCUCGACAGGCAACAACAUGUACGACACUGCACAACUCGACGCCCUUCCCCUUUAUCGUAUAGCAUGAACGGCAAUAGUACAACCAUCAGCAACGUUGCCGGUUUUGCAUGACAAAUUUGCAGUGCAGUGUGCCGCUAGUUGGGGUCGUGCCAGAACUUGUCAUGCAAACAGUGCCACGAGGCAAAAAAAGGGUGGAAUGUGGAUUGGGUACUGUUUUGCAUGACAAAUGAGGGGCAGGGGGGGUUGUGCACUGUCAUAUUAACAUGCCGCUUUUAUUCGUCGAGGCGGUGCGCAAGAAAGCGAGUCCUUCGCUUGUUGACCAAAUGCAUGGCUUUCGUCGCUUCUCGGGUAGGGGCACCAGCGCUUUGGACUUUGACAAGUGGUCGCAGAUGACGACGCAGGAGCUGCCGGAAGAAGAACGUAUCAACUGCAAAGGAUUUGUUGACUUCGGUCGUGUGGUAUCAAACGGAAAAAUCCCCCCUCCCCAUAUCGAAAAGAUAUGUCUCCGAAAAUUUGUGUUGCUGAUUUGUGAAGACCACAAAUCGGGUCUGCCUUGCAAGAAGGCCCACUCAGGCUGUCCGCCACGUUAUGGAGGCGAGUUGUAAUGCUGUAAGGCAUACAGGGUAGCCGGCUACCAUGCUAGGCGCCUACACCAAAAGGCCCCCGCCUAGGCUCAGGAUCUGCGUGCAUUCCUCUACUGCAGCACAAGUGUGCUUUUUUGUGUAUCCAAAUCCAGCAUCAGCACUUUCGUUUUGAUAUGGGGAGGGGGGAUUUUUCCCUUUGAUAUGUGGUCCUCUGGAAUUUUUAAAAUACCGGAACCGGGAUUGCACGACGGCUUGCCUCCGUGUAUUAAGAUCUGUAUGAUUUUUGCAUGACACGUGAGAACGCGACCGCGUUUGUCAUGCAGAAACUACGCAGGUAGAGUUGCAGUUUCAGUGGAAGCGCACGCUGCGAGUGGGAAUAGUAAAAAGCGUCAAGAAGUUGCUGCACAGAGAGCUCUAGUGCGUCUGCGUCUGGUGUUGAAGAUGGACAUGUUUGUAUAAAAUAUGUAGGUUUAUGUCGCUGUAGAGUUGUUGAAAAUGCUGAUUAAGAUUAAGAGCAGUGUCGUGUUUGGUCGUGCUGCCCGUCAAGAAGUACUUAAGUAUGAUCGGGUCGUCGUCCCGUUUAUUCACAAUCCUCGUCGGGCCAAGAACUCCGUCCAGAGGACCGAAAGAUCACUUCUUUUGUUAUUUUGCAGUUGAUACUAUGUGAAACUGAAAGCGGAGAAGUAUGGAAGUGUCAGGUUAUUUGAAAUCGAUUAUAAAGUUGAAGAGAUUUAUUUGUGAUGCACAAAAUCGACACCGGAAUCGGUUGGACUUCAAAUUUCUAACCAUACGCGGCGCGUUACAAAUUUUGGAAACACCUCCCAAAUCCAACCUGUCAUUGACUGUUUGGGGCAAAGAAUACUGCUUAAUAUUUUGUCACGCUCCGUCGCAGCUUUGACCCCCAACAUCACCCCAUCAAACAGGCGUAGGACAAUUAUCGGCCUUCUCACUUGAUGCCAUCCCUGCAUGGCGGGCAGUCUGUGUCUGGCAUCUUCUCAUGUACCGCAAAUUACUUAUUUAUAACUACUACACUUACGCCCCUGCCAAUUUCGAGCCUGGCGCUUCCAUAUUACGAAGCUCGAGGGGAAAGCGAGAAUCAGCCGCCCGCAUCGUGGUCAGGCUGGUUGCAGAAGCAGACUUUCGGACCGCUCGAAUUGUCUCUGGCAGGACUUGUAGCAACCGAAUUCGCCCUCGGGGCCUGGGCGAACGAGCUCGGAGCUUUCGACGACUUCAAAACUCGUGCGGCCGCGAGUUAUGUCCCGCUUACGGUGUUUUUGCAAUCGGAUCUGUGUGAGCAUAUAGUUGUAUAUGCAGGCGGCAAAACAACAUAGUACAACAACUUCGUUGCCGCGCAAACGAAACACGAUUUGGAUCUGGGUCCUCUAGCCCAUCCUCAUCUUCAAAAAACAUGGAAGAACACGUCGCGGCUGUGGAAACCACAGCUCUGUCUGCUCAAGGUGGAACCACCAACAUCUCUUCAAGAAAUGUUCGUUUCCUGUGCUUCGGAGGUGUGAGCAAAUAGUUCCAUCUAUGAUCAUGGAUGAUGAUGCAUGCAUCAAGAGACGCGGCUGCCCAGCAGAUUAAGAUGUCGUUGUAACAGUUGAGAUUGUAAAAGCACCUGAGCGAGCUAUAGAGUCUGGAAUUCCAUGCCGUUUUGGAAGAAAGUGAAAAACGAAGAGACUUUCAAGUCGAUGCUCGAAAACAUGACCACGGUUGCGGAGGAGACAUUGGACGACGUGACCAACCUGCCUGUUCCGCAAGCCGGGAAGCCUUUCACGGGAAACCAAGAUGCGGACAAAAUGGGGGAACUCGCAGCAAAGAUGGCGGAUUUGCAAGCGCAGGCGAAGAAGGUCGCGGACUUUUUCGACUGGAAUCCUUGCUCCGGACCUGAUGCUGCCACCUGUGCGAAAGAUGAGUGGUUUGAAAAAACUGAAGCCGGCGCUGCUCCGCACCAGGCCCUUGUGAAGAACGCUGAGUUGCUGAACGCCGGCCUCAAGAUUCUGUGA